Molecule: messenger RNA, 1037 nt
Organism: Leguminivora glycinivorella
Lineage: Eukaryota; Metazoa; Arthropoda; Insecta; Lepidoptera; Tortricidae
Product: ras-related protein Rab-2A-like
Exons: 3
Coding region: 104-310 (68 amino acids)
Source: RefSeq, a predicted model, not a curated record
AAUUUAUUAAUGUCUCAUUUUUCUUCACAGUGAUCUGGAAUCCCGGCGCGAAGUUAAAAAGGAGGAGGGCGAGGCGUUCGCCCGCGAGCACGGCCUAGUCUUCAUGGAGACCUCGGCGAAGACCGCCGCCAACGUAGAGGAGGCCUUCAUCAACACCGCCAAAGAGAUCUACGAGAAAAUCCAGGAGGGAGUCUUUGACAUCAACAAUGAGGCGAACGGCAUCAAGAUCGGGCCGCAGCACUCGGGCGGCGGCGCGGCGGGCGGCGCGGGCGCGGCGGCGGGCGGCGCGGCGGGCGGCGGCUGCUGUUAGGCGCGCGCCUGCACACACUGAGCCCAGCUGGCACGUCUAAGGAAUGGCGCAGCUGUGUGCAACGAACAUUGGUACGAAAUUUACUGCAGGACAGAUCAUGUAUCAGAUUUAUUUCAGCGCUGCAAACUCGCUUGCAUCCGGACACUUUAAAAUUGUAGCAUGCCACUCGGGCACUUCUAAUACUUAUAGUACAUAAUACAGUGUGAAAGGAAUGAUAAUGACUUAACAUUCACAUGGUUUGUAAAUCUCGGGGGUGCUAACUUAACUAUUAUCGUAUUUGUUAGGGCUAAAGUCUGCUUUCCAUACUAGUUCAGUGGAAAGAUGAUCUUUUUUAUACGUAUCUCUUAUAGUAAAAGAUAAUAUUAGUCCAAUUGUGAACGCAUGUUACAUAUUUUUGACUUAGGACUUUUUCUAACUGCAAAAAAAGAGGUGCUUCCAAAACACAAUUACAAACUCCUAGACUUGUAUGGAACACCGACUGUAGGCUUUACAAAACUAUUCGACUAUAAUCACUUCGUUAGCGUUACGGGUUCCGAAAAUUGUUAUAACUACCUGGCGAUACAAAGGUUGACUCGAUUUAUAGAAAUAAUUGUAAAAUUAAAGUCUCAAAUUAGCUCGUCUCUCCUGUCUGGUCUCAUAGUGGACCCACAGCAUGGCAAAAAGAAAAGAAAAUAAUAGGGGCGCCACCCUCUACGUAAAUCGUUUUGCAUGUGGCAACUUUUGAGUC